Messenger RNA from Prunus armeniaca (apricot), 807 nucleotides. The record is from the annotation of a GenBank genome assembly. NCBI's taxonomy places the organism in Eukaryota, Viridiplantae, Streptophyta, Magnoliopsida, Rosales, Rosaceae.
AUGGACCCACAAUUCUACAGAAUUUCCCCAUUUGGGACUGACCCAGCAGACCCUGAUCAGCCCAUGACGUCAGAGAAUGGUCCGGGCUCUCCCUCCUCAGGGGAGGAGACAAAGGUGGCCACUGCCCCAUCACCCAAGAAAAGGAGGGGAGUGCAGAAGAGGGUGGUGACAGUACCGAUCGGUGACGUGGAGGGAUCCAAGAGCAAAGGGGAGGGCCAUCCACCGUCAGAUUCUUGGGCUUGGAGGAAGUACGGCCAAAAGCCCAUCAAAGGGUCUCCAUAUCCCAGGGGAUAUUAUCGAUGUAGUAGCUCCAAGGGUUGCCCGGCAAGGAAACAAGUGGAGAGAAGUCGUGUGGACCCCACAAUGCUCUUGAUCACCUAUGCUUGUGAGCACAACCACCCCAAGCCCACCACCAAGCCACACCAAACCUCCACUGCCACGUCACCCAACGCCGAACCCGAACUUCCCGCCAAAACAGUCACACCCAAUGAUGAGGAGCUCACAAUUUUUGCGAGCCAAGUUGACCUUGACCUUAGUGACGACUCGGCCACGUUGCUUAGCGCCUUCGGUUGGUUCAGUGAUGUGGCAUCGACAGCUGUUCUAGAAAGUCCGAUUUGUGCGGGAAAUAGUAGUUGCGUUGAUUAUGACAUGGCAACGAGGUUGGGAGAUGAGGAGGACGAGUAUUUGUUCGCCGACCUGGGAGAGUUACCGGAGGGUUCAAUGAUUUUCCGACACAAGAUGGUGGAAUCGGACGAGCAGAACCGGAGAUGUAGUUUAAGUGUAGUUCCUUGUUGUGAUAGUAGAUGA